AUGGAGUCGUCAAGUCAUUCGUUAGAGCUGAUCGACCGGUACAUCAAAAGUUUGUCGCACCAGGACAUUGUUGCUAUUUUGAAUCCGUUACGAUGUCAACUAAUAUCAGAGGAUUCUGUUUUGAAUUUGAAUAUUAUGUAUGUUUUGUAGGGUUGGUAUAAAUGUGCUAAUGGCUACAUUUUGUUAUAACUUAUUCACAAAAUUUAGUUGGUAAGAUAUUUUUUACAGUAACAAUUCAACAGAUUCACUGAAUAAAGGCUUUACUAUCCGAGAGUUUUUGAACCAUUUGGGACCAAAUUGGAAGAAAUGGAUCCACAGGUGUAAGUAAUAACGGAGUAUUAAAGGCAAAAUCAUUUUAUUAUACGUUAUAUCAACAUUGUUAAUUGUAACUAACAGGUAGAAUAUUUUAAAACUGAAACAAAUUCUAGACAGAUACUCAUUAGCGGAAGUUCAAGUAAGCACUCAUACGCCGAUGGAAGUAACUCCGCAUAUCAAAAUGGGUGGAUUCGACUCAAUUGACAUUCCACCAACGGAUUUCGUAGUUAAUUUCAUCGAAAAGUUGAAUAAACACAAGAAGAGACGACUUCUGAAUUGUGCUAGGGAUGGCAUCUUGAGCGACGAGAGCUUUCUCAAUGUCAAUACUUACCUUGGGCCGGACAGGGUUCAGGUAAGGGAUACAAUAAGAGUUGGAGAGAAAGAGGUUGCUAUCGUAGUUUCAAGCAAGAUUUAACUGUAGUAGUAUAAAACAAAAGCUUACUGUUGCAAUUUUAAGCAAGAUGCUAUUGCUGUUUUUUUCAAAAAUGUAAGCUUCUCUUACACUUUUAGGUAUCAAUGAAGAAAGUGGUGGAAACAAUGAAGACCUGGGAGUUGGGUGAAGUCGCUGUCUUCGAAAACCGAUCAAUAUUGUACAAGAUGUACAAGUUGUGUCAUGUCAGCUCGGCCAACUUUGAUGAAGCAAAGAAGGCGGACUUGGAUGUGAGGUCGUUAAUGUGUGGACGUAUCAAGCUACCUGUCUACUACACUAUUACAUUCUUUGUACUGUUGUUGUCCUUAUUUGGAGGUCAUAUCUGGUCAAAUAUUGUUAACUACGAAGAGAUGGAGACAUUGUCUACGGGGCUGAGCAUUGGAAUCGUGGUUUUGGCAAGGUAUUAUAUUAUUUUAUCCAUUUUGUACUGGGACUUAUAAGUAGGGUAGGGACUGUAAAUGUAAAAAAAGAUUUUUUGGGCAAUACCUUAACACAUGCUAUUACAAUAUACAUUAGAUUUAAAGAUAAACCAUAUUUUUAAGAUUAUAAGCCAAGUUUUAUUACUUCUAACAUGACAUUUUAGUAUAAUCCUAGCAGCUCAGCUCUACCUUGGAGCCCAAAUCAUAGCCUUCUUAUGUUGUUGUGAGACCAAUCAGCAUCAGUUGUGUGUCGUAAAGCCUUGUUGGUCGAAAGUACAACUUUAUUUUGGAGUAAUGAUGUUCUACAAGUGUCGUAUACGAUGUUUAAAAGCGUUACAUUUCUUGUUUAUGUGGUAUACUGUAGGGCUAAUUAUCUACGCUCACGAAUAUGCCUUGAACAUAUACCCAGGACUGUUUUGUAUGCUUGCUAAUGGUUUUUGUUACAUUGUAUUUUGUCGUAUCUCAAGGUUUUUGUACUCUUGUAAUCGUGAUGAAGAUCCCAAGAAUUUGUAUGCUAGAUGA
Messenger RNA from Bursaphelenchus okinawaensis, 1686 nucleotides. NCBI's taxonomy places the organism in Eukaryota, Metazoa, Nematoda, Chromadorea, Rhabditida, Aphelenchoididae. The record is from the annotation of a GenBank genome assembly.